GGGGAUGGCGAGAGACGAAGGCGAGGAGGCGGGGCUUAAGUCCUAUGGGACAGCGAGCUUUAGUUGGGGGGCGUAGUUUGAGUCCUGCUUGAGCCCCGCGGGAGGAGGGAACGGGGAGAGGAUUUUCCGAAAGGGCCGUGGUUCAUGUCAAACGCGAGGUGGGGUUGGGGAACUGAGAGAGGGUCAUUAGGAAGGGGCGUGGCUUGGUCUCAGCCCAGAAAGUGAGAGGCGUGGUUUGCCUUAAGGGGCGUGGUUUGUCCCGUGAGGGGCGGGGUGUAAGGCUAGGCUCAAUGACUUCCCCCAGUGAAGGGGCGGGACCGCGUCCCAGGCGGAUUGACGGCUGUGGGCUCCAGUCUUGUUCCGAAGCUCGGCUAGGGGCGGGAGUCUCGGCUUGGGCUACUCCGGUCGGUGCUGCAGCCUCCUCCUCCUAGCAGCCGGAACCGGAAGCUACUGCUCCGCUCUUGGGCUCGGAGCCCUCGGGUCUUUCGGCCCCUCUCACCUUUGGAUCGCCGGGCGGGGGUGGGGUCUCGGGUCCCUUCAGUCCUGGGGGCGGCGGCGCCUGAGUUCUGGAGCCUGAGCCAUGGAGUCCGCCGCGCCAGCGCUGACCGAGGAGGACAUGGCCGAAGUAAAGAAGGAUGCUUUAGAAAAUCUGAGGGUGUAUUUAUGUGAAAAAAUCAUAGCUGAGAGACAUUUUGAUCACCUACGUGCAAAGAAAAUACUCACCAGAGAGGACACUGAAGAAAUUUCUUGCAGAACGUCGAGUAAAAAAAGAGCUGGUAAGCUGUUGGACUACUUACAGGAAAACCCUAAGGGACUUGACACUCUGGUUGAAUCUAUUCGACGAGAGAAAACACAGAGCUUCCUGAUAGAGAAAAUCACAGAUGAAGUGCAGAAGCUAAAGAUUGUCAAACUUGAGUAUCUGAAAGGAUUGCACCAUAAUAGCUAUAUGCCUCUUCCACCUGGAGCAACAAAUAGUCUGUCUAGAUUAGAUUCUAAUGAGUGCAAUUUCUCUGACAAAUUGAAAGACGGAGAUGCCACUGUUGUUUACCACCCAACAGGAGAGUCCAGCACAGCCUCCUUUUAUUCCAAUAAUUCUUCACUGAAUUUACCUGUCGUUGAGGUAGGCAGAACCGAAAGUAGCGUCUUCUCCUCAACUCCCCUUCCUGGACCUGGAGACCCUGGGGCACCUCCUCUUCCGCUAGAACCACAGUCAGAAGAAGGAGGAAACUCAACUGAUAUGUUUCUUCCCUUAAGAUCACGUUCUUUUUGCCAACAAUGACAGCUUACCCCACUUCUUUAAAAAAAGUUACUUCAGAAAUAUUUAAAAGGGUUUAUAAAAUUUUAAGAAAACAGUUACUGUCAAUGCUUACUAACCACCUACUGUAGCAUUUUUAUCAUGGCAUGUAAAUGGAAUGUUAGUGCAUUUUUAGGAAAUUAAAUAUAAAGCACAUUUUGAUUAUGUAUACUGUUGUUAACUUUUCUUGCUUUUUCAUCGUAAGAGUUUUAGUUCGGUGUGUUUUUGUUUUUUAAUACUGUUUCAAUUCAGUUUUUGCAGCUGGGGACAAUUUCUUCAUAAUGUGGCCAUUUGGGUUGGAUUUGCUGUGUUAAGACAGUGUGUGCUGGAAGUGGUCAGGCCUACCUAACAGUUCUCACCUGCUUUUUAGACUUCUCCCAGUAGAAUUUUCAGAGUUCAGAAGUUGGCUCUUUUUUGUAAUUGACCGUGUUGCUGGCUGGUGAAAUACCUGCGAACUAGCACCAGCGUAGAUUUUGCCCAAAGGGCAUUGUGUACAAGGACAUAGUCCUUCUUAAAUCUAUAUAAUGCCUCUACCUCCUGGUCUAACCCAAUGUGCCAAUAUCUCAGUUUGAUCAGUUAUGCUCAUCAUCAGUGACUUUAAUGCCUUUCUUAAUACACUCUUAUGUUCUUGGUCACAUUUUUUUAUUCCUAAGAAAGAACUAUUUUGUAACAUUCCAAUCAUUAAUAUUUCAGGGAGGGAUUUUAUGUUUUUAGUUUCUGUACUUUCAUCCUCUCCAGGUUGUUGUCUGGAGAGUAGAUAAAAUCUUAGAACAAAUUAUUUUCUUAUAGAAAUUCAAUUUUGGUGAACAUUGCUUGAAAUAAGUGGGACAUUUGCUGACCAUCUUGUCAUGUGGUCUUGUUGUUUAUUGUAAUGGAAUGUCACCUCUAUUAUUCGUGUCACAUUUUAUCUCUGGUGUGUUUAAAUUUGUUAUUGUUUACCUAUCAUAUAAGAUUUUUCUUAACCAUGCUAGUAAACAAAUGGUAGAAAUGCUAUUUGGUCAGUCAAUAAAUAUUAAGUACCCACUAUGUGCCCAGGCACUAUGCUAAGCAAUGGGGAUGCAAAUGUGAAAAAUAGUCACUACCCUCACAGAGCUUACAGUGUAAUGGAGUAAGACACCACCCAGAAGGAAGCUAAAAAGGAACAGGGGAAGGUAGAAAAGGGUUAUACCCGCCUUGGAGCAUAAUAGAGACCUAAAGGAAUGCAGCCCGGUGGAAAAUGGUGACCAGUAUGGGCACCUGCCUCAAUCAGAGAGGCCCCACAGGCAGAGGGCAUUGGAGUGGUGGGAUUCCUGAAGCUGGUGCAGCCUUGCAGGAGGACAAGGUUCUGAGGGCAUGAUGGAGAAGUUGCUAAAAAUAUUGUUAACAGUGUAAUAGUCUCAAGGAUACAGUAGGGUUUUUUAAAGCUAGAUUUCCUUUAAGAAUCCAAAUACUUGUUUCCAUUUUUAGAGCAGUAUACUAAACUACUUUCAAGUGUUGGUUAUAUGUGUACUUCUAGGAAAUAAUUGUAAAUCGUCAGCCACAAACAAACUUGACCUACUACAAUGUUUUUAUAAGAACAGUUCUGAAGAUUGAGUUAUGUCCACAUUUUACUCAUGAUUACUUGAGACUGUGAAAUAUUCCAUUUAUAAGUUCUAUCCUUAGACAUUUAUAGUUUAUUUUGGAUUGUUAACUAACUGUAAAUUAGUAACACAGUAAGUAAGAUUUCUGCUAUCAUAAUUUGAGUUUUUAAGAGUCCUUUAAAAUACUGAAAUGGUUUCCAGAGCCCAUAGAAUACUUAAAUUUAAGUUCUUAAAAACUGACCAUUAUCCACAUUUUAGGAUCAGUUGAGAUAGUAACCUAACAGGGGUAGAGUAAUCUGCUCUCCUGUGCUGCAUCCUCUAGUUAAACAGCAUACAUCAGCAUCUUAGGAUCUCUUUGAGUUGAAAGCAGUCAUAAAUUCUCCCCACCAAUACAUUUCCCCUCCGAUUAUGCACCUCAUCCCAAGCUGUUCACAUUAUCUUUACGGUAGUGAUGGAUGAAAGGGGUUUUUGUAACCUGACUCAUGAGGAACCAUGGACAGCACACAUUUAUCUCUCCUGUGAACAGAACUGUAUUAGGUGCUAUGGUAGGCAUCCAUCUCUGUAGGAGUUUGCACUGUUGAUGGAGAAUUUUAGUAUUUGCAAAGAACAUAGGUUGUAUCUAAAAAGUUUUUUGUGUUGGAUAUUACCAGCUUAAUAUUUCUCUUCCCCCUCUCUACUUUACUCUUGACCAAACCUGCUGCUAUUAAAAUUUAUAACUAGAAAUUUUUGAUUGGAAACUUGGGACCAAAGGGCACUACCUUCUCAAAACCACAGAAGGGAUCCUGUGGUUAUGAUUUCUAGUGAAAUCUGCAUACUGAAUGCCUAAGCUUUCAUCUGCUAUCUUGACUGGGGGAGAUUUGGGAACAGAUGUUGUUCACUAUUCAUUAUUAGCAAAAGUAUUCAUUUGGGCAUAAACUAAAUAUGAGAAAAUGAACAGGUUUCUUUGGUUCCUCAAUAUUAUGAGUCCCAAUAUUUUCUUGAUGUGUAAGAGCUAGAAAGAAAACUGACUGGGCUGUGUUUCAUCUCCCCAGCAGUGGGAGCAAUACAAGUUAUAGUAAAACAUUAUGCUUUUAAAUGAAAUCUAUUUCAACUUAUUUUUAAAAUGUAUUCUGAAAAAUUAUGUUUAUGUGUACCAGAUCAUGUAAAUACUAAAUUUUAAGUGGUGUUACUACAUGAAAACAUUUUUCAUUAAGUUUAUAAAGUAGAAAUUGAUUAUAUUUUUCUAGUAUUCUAGUAUAUUAUAGUUGAGCUGUAUUACUGAAGGAAAAAGACAUACUUAGUUUAUUUUUAAUUUUUCUGAGUUACCUGGAAUUUGAGGAAUUAUGUCCCACAUUUUCAGAAUAUUCACAGUAAUAUAUUUGCACUAAAUUGUGGCUGUGAAAUACAACUAGAUUCAAAAAACUUAGUCAUGUAGAUUAAAAUUCUGGAAAAGGUCCCAAAUCCUUUAAGAUAUUUAGUAUGCUGAAUGUUUAAUUUUCACUGUUUAAGUUAAAACUCAAUUAAGUAGAGUGUUCCUGAUUGAAGGGGUGUCUAAAGAUCAUUCGGAAUACCUCAUGUCAUUAUUGUGAAACUAAAUGGUCACCAAAACAGUGUUAAGUGUUUAGAAGUGUAAGUCAAAUUCAUACAGGCCACAGGAUAUUCCCUAAGAGUUUGUGAAUUUCUUUUUCUUGUGAUUUGCUUGUCUUUUCUGAAGUGUGCCUUGGCUGGAUUUUGGGCAGAGCCAAUAAUUGGCUUCAAUUUGGUUAACUUCCAAAAUCGGGGAAUCUUGUUCUUUUGAAAGGAGUCAGUUUUUAGUAAAAUUUUAGCAGAUUACCUUUUAGUUUUUAAUAAGAUACCUUGUGUUCCUGAAAAGGUAAAGUAGAUAUUUCAAUUUCCAGUAUGAAGUGCCUCAUAUUUCCAGGUUAGAUAAGAUUAUCCAAAGUUAAACAAGUGCCUUUUUGACCUUCCUUGUGUAUUCUUCAACAUUUUUAAUCACGUAAAAAUGUGACUGGAAGUCAGAAAUAUGAAAUGAACCACAUAAAAGACAUUGAAUGUAAGAGAAUUGAAAGUACAUGUAAUAUUAGUGUAAUCCAGUGGGGAUAUAUUUCUAAAUGCAAAAGAAUAGUUAAUAAAUAUGAAGAUUACUUUGCUGCACUAACCAAGUCUGAAUGUCAGUUUCCUCAUGUAUUUCAUGACUAAAGUUUGAAGAAAAAAUUUUACUAUUCAAUAUAAUUUUGUUUUAAUAAAUACCUUUGUAAAGUUUUUUACCUUCAA
Messenger RNA from Trichosurus vulpecula (common brushtail), 5106 nucleotides. It is a transcript of the gene BCL10, whose product is annotated as BCL10 immune signaling adaptor. The record is from RefSeq and is a predicted model, not a curated record. Bases 581 to 1279 code for a protein of 232 amino acids. Gene Ontology annotation, cellular component: CBM complex; cytosol. NCBI's taxonomy places the organism in Eukaryota, Metazoa, Chordata, Mammalia, Diprotodontia, Phalangeridae. Gene Ontology annotation, biological process: positive regulation of extrinsic apoptotic signaling pathway; apoptotic process; canonical NF-kappaB signal transduction. The transcript is spliced from 3 exons. Gene Ontology annotation, molecular function: transcription coactivator activity; kinase activator activity; protein kinase B binding.